Messenger RNA from Bipolaris oryzae ATCC 44560, 756 nucleotides. RefSeq lists its product as uncharacterized. Lineage: Eukaryota; Fungi; Ascomycota; Dothideomycetes; Pleosporales; Pleosporaceae. The coding region runs from base 1 to 756 and encodes 251 amino acids. The record is from RefSeq and is a predicted model, not a curated record. The transcript has 3 exons.
AUGUUUCGUUUCACCGAGCUCGUCUUGGUCGCCGCGACCUGGUCGCUUGCCGCUGCGCAUACUGUUAUGGUCUACCCACCAUGGAGAGGAAACAACAUCCACACAAACGGCACCCUGUCGCCCACCGACCCGACUAUCCCAGAUGGAUCGCUUGGAAUAAACUACCACAAAGACACCGACUCGUAUGGGUUUCCAUAUGGCAUGCAGUGGAUGUACCCUUGCGGAGGAAUGCCAACCUCGCGUAACCGAACAAAGUGGCCCCUCAAGGGUGGUGCCGUUUCUAUCCAACCAGGAUGGUUCCCUGGCCAUGCCCUCGCUCAAAUCUACAUCAACAUGGGAUACGGAAAUGAGCCUCUGAACUAUUCCCAUACCAUGUUGCCCGUUUUCCAAAUCACCGGACCCACGAACCAGGAAUACGGAGGCCAGUUUUGCUUGCCCCAAGUACCAUUACCUGCCAACUACACGCCUAAAGUCGGAGACAAUGCUACCAUCCAGGUCAUUGAGCUGGCGCAACAUGGCGCCGCCCUCUACAACUGCGCCGACAUCACAUUUGCCGAACCAGGGGACGCGGAAAUACCAGAGGUCAACGCAACAAACUGCAGAAACACAACCGAACCAGACCAGAAAAUCGGCUUCCAAGUUCUAUACGCAACAACAUCAUCGCGAGCGCAACACACCAUUGUCGUAAACGGUUAUGCCUCGAUACUAGUACCAGCAAUGCUUGCAGCCGCAUCCUGGUUAACAUGGGUCGUUUAA